AUGGCUAUCGAAAAUGAAGCGACCGUUUCCUCCCCAUCCUUUAGCGCUAAACAUACCCUGUCAACCCUCACCAACGCGGCAGCCCUAUCGGAGUUCGAUGCAUUAGUCCGCCGCGGCCUCGUCGUCUACUCCCCCUGCAAGAUCGUGCGCCUCCAAGUUGACAACUUUCACUUCGAAUUUCGAAUCAGCCAAUCUCUCACCAACAAACCCCAAUCUGGAGAGGGUCUGAAACCGCCCAACGAAAACAGGACCAACCACAGCAGGAGCAGCAGCAACAGCAACAACAAUGACAAGGACAGCAGAAACAGCGAUAAUAAUGAUGCAUCCUCCAAACCAGCAACCUUCGGCCCCGGCAGCGACCUCGCCUGCCCCACGCCUGACCUCAUCAUCGCCACCAUUCACACGACCCACAUCCUCGUCCCGAACGGCUACAGCGUCUUCCGGCCGCAGUUCCUCCUCCUCACCCAGGACUCGUACCGGCGCCAGCACGAGAUCUUAGGCCGAGAGGACCUCGAAGCUGCGCGCGCCGUCCUCUGUGCAUUGGGUCAGGACAACGGUCGGCGCUACUUCGCCAUGUUCAACUGCGGGCGCACGGCCGGCGCCAGUCGCCAGCACAAGCACAUGCAUAUGAUCCCUUGUGUUGAUGACGAGGAAGAAAUAGAUCAAAUCAUAAAGUUGCCUACCGUGAGGAAGGGUGUAAAUGGCGACACCAAGGCACCAGCAUCAACCAUCCUCCCGAACAACCCCGCCCCAAGAUCCAGCGACAUCCCCUUUGCGCAUUUCCGCGCUCCGUUGUCACCCUCGGAAUUUCAGGAGCAGGCGUAUUCGGAGCGCGUGUUGGAUGCGUACCUCGGGCUUUUGGCGGAGAUGCGAUCCGCGCUGGGCGACAGAGGUGCAGGCGAUGCGGAGGGGAAUAUCCCGCACAAUGUGAUCCUGGUCGAGGAUUGGAUCAUGGUGAUCCCCCGGUCGAAGGAUCGGUAUCGGCCGGAUGUCGCGGUCAACGGGGCGGGGAUGGUGGGGUCGGUGUGGCUGGAUCGCGAGGAGAUCCUGUCGCGCUGGGUGGAGAUUGGGCCGGCAGAGGUCUUGCGCGGGGUGGGCUAUCCUCCGUUGACUUAG
Molecule: messenger RNA, 1116 nt
Organism: Aspergillus aculeatus ATCC 16872
Lineage: Eukaryota; Fungi; Ascomycota; Eurotiomycetes; Eurotiales; Aspergillaceae
Exons: 2
Coding region: 1-1116 (371 amino acids)
Biological process (GO): nucleotide metabolic process
Molecular function (GO): ATP:ADP adenylyltransferase activity; ATP binding
Source: RefSeq, a predicted model, not a curated record